AAAAUGUUACCGCCAGCUCUGUUGUAACAUUUUUCGGCUGCCCUAUUUGGUCACACUGAAAUUUCUUGUAAACAAGAAGAAAAUAUUUAUUUAGCUUAGAAAAAACACGAAAUUUAGAAUAGCUUCAACAUGAAAUUCCGCUUCUGUGGCGAAGGCGAUUGUCCCGAUUGGGUUUUAGCUGAGAUCAUAUCCACGCUCUCCAACUUGAGCAUUGAAAACUUGGAACAACUCAGCGAUUUGGUGGCCCUUCGAAUUUGUGGGCAGCCAUUUGAGGAAUCCAAAAUAAAAUCGCUGACAUCCACUUUAACCAAUGAGGGCAAAACGGCUGUGGCCUGCAUUCAUUUUAUGCUGAUCAAUGCGGCUCGCUACAGUUGUACCGAAAGUAUUUUUGGAGAGGAGAUCCAGCAGUUGGGACUGCCAAAGGACCAUUCUGCGGCCAUGUGCAGAGUACUCCAAAGUCACUCCGCUGCUAUACGGCAAAACCUAAUAGAUAACGCUUUUAAAAUUAACGAACUGCAAAGCAUUCGUGACAUAUCCUCGCCUGAGCAUACUCCUCCGAAUUAUACCACCUUGGAACUAAAAAUCUCGCAAGAACUUGUUGAUGGCCUGCCAAAGGAUACUACUCAUAUUAUCAACGUAGAACGUGCUCAGAUGAAGUCUCUGCUGGCGGAGAUGAAAUUGGCGCGCGAGGUAAUGCGAAAGUACGAAGACAAGACAGAUUCCUAGAAAUAUAUAUAAUAUACAUACAAAUUUAAAAAACAUA
This is a messenger RNA of Drosophila ficusphila, 763 nucleotides long. Its product is annotated as COMM domain-containing protein 4. The record is from RefSeq and is a predicted model, not a curated record. The coding region runs from base 130 to 726 and encodes 198 amino acids. NCBI's taxonomy places the organism in Eukaryota, Metazoa, Arthropoda, Insecta, Diptera, Drosophilidae. The transcript has 4 exons.